Acaulospora morrowiae is the source of this 483-nucleotide messenger RNA. The record is from the annotation of a GenBank genome assembly. NCBI's taxonomy places the organism in Eukaryota, Fungi, Glomeromycota, Glomeromycetes, Diversisporales, Acaulosporaceae.
AAUAUUACAAGAACAACGGAUCAAUCAGUAACUAUUCCAAUAUGUCUUUCUAGCCAAGUUGAAACGGGCUUUUUUAUUGUGAGUUCACAAGGCAGUAAACGUGAUCAUGAUUCUGAAGACGAAGAUUACAGUACAUUGCGGAUUAAGCUAUCACCGGAGUUAACAUUCGAAAAAAGUUCACGGAGUAACAGCCGGAAACAAAGUUACCGAAACAAGACCAGAAUAUUACGACGGUUGAUGGAGGGCACAAAUUUGCUUCUCGAAUCUAUAUCCGAAGGAACUUACAUCAUUAGUGAAGACGAAGAAUUUUUAGUCGUUAAAGUAAGUGGCUCUCCUUCAGAACAAGAUUGGACGCAUUUUAAAGUCAAUCGAAUGAUGGUUGUUAAGAUGUUGAAGACCUUAAUGAAUCGAUUUGCCGUACUUUGUCCUAAUUCUGAUAUUCGAGAGAUUAAGCUGUAUGCAAUGCAGUCAUAUUUAUGCUGA